This is a messenger RNA of Aplysia californica (California sea hare), 1246 nucleotides long. RefSeq names its product kynurenine 3-monooxygenase. Gene Ontology annotation, molecular function: FAD binding; NAD(P)H oxidase H2O2-forming activity; kynurenine 3-monooxygenase activity. Gene Ontology annotation, cellular component: mitochondrial outer membrane. The record is from RefSeq and is a predicted model, not a curated record. NCBI's taxonomy places the organism in Eukaryota, Metazoa, Mollusca, Gastropoda, Aplysiida, Aplysiidae. Gene Ontology annotation, biological process: NAD+ metabolic process; L-tryptophan catabolic process; quinolinate biosynthetic process.
AAUUAUUAGUACACACCGCCAACAGACACACCUCCAAACUGGCAGCCCUGACCUUUCAAUGUUAACCUCUUGAACUCUCUCCUCAAGGCAACCCAGCCAGCAUGUAGAUUCUGGAUUGUAUGUUACGACACUGCGAGGACGCCGAGGACGCGCAUUCUGCAAAAAGUAGGAACUUUCAUAACAGUAACAGUCGCCUUAUUUGUCGUCUGCCUUGUUCUGUUGACAGAUCAAGAAUCUACACGGGACUCUCUACAGAUUCACUCCGAAAGAUGGUUCAAGAACAGACAAAACAUGUUGCUAUUUGUGGUGGGGGACUGGUUGGUGCCUUGAAUGCUUGCUAUAUGGCUCAGCGCGGGUACAGAGUGGACGUUUAUGAGAUGAGGCAAGACAUCCGCACCCAGGAGAUAGUGCGGGGGAGAAGCAUCAACCUGGCCCUGUCCUGUCGCGGCAGGGAGGCCUUGAAGGGGGUGGGGCUCGAAGAGACAAUUGUGAAAAACGGAAUUCCCAUGCAUGCCAGGAUGAUCCAUGACCGAGAUGGGAAAAGACGACCGAUUCUCUACGGGACCCGCGAUCAGAGGCGGAGAAAUAUGAAAACGUCAAACUCCAUUUUAACCACAAGCUUCUCACCUGCAACUUUGACACAGGAGAAAUGCUCUUCCAAAAUGAGAAAGGUGACCAGGUGAAGGCCUCGGUGGACCUGGUGGUGGGUACAGACGGAGCCUUCUCGGCCGUCAGGAAGCAGAUGAUGAAGCUGAGCCGCUUCGACUACCAGCAGACGUACAUACCCCACGGGUACAUGGAGCUGAACAUACCGCCCAGCGCCGACAAUGAGUUUGCCAUGGAGGCCAACUACCUCCACAUCUGGCCACGGAACGAGUUCAUGAUGAUAGCCCUGCCCAACCUGGACAGAUCCUUCACCACCACUCUCUUCAUGCCCUUCGACAUCUUCAGCUCCAUCACCGACGAGCGACAGCUCAUGGACUUCUUCACCGACAAGUUCCCAGACUCCAUUCCACUUCUGGGCCAAGAGGCUCUGAAAAAAUCGUUCCUGUCAAGCAAGCCCUUGCCCAUGGUCACUGUGAAGAUGCGCUCCUCCGUGAACUCCAAGCUGUUCCUGAUCCGUAAAAAACUGGACAAUUUGUUGUACAAGCUCUUCCCUAAGACCUGGGUCCCACUGUAUACCAUGGUCUCCUUCACAAGAAUCAGAUACCACGAGUGUAUCUCUCGUCGGGAGUGGCAAGAUAAG